This is a messenger RNA of Clonostachys rhizophaga, 1425 nucleotides long. Lineage: Eukaryota; Fungi; Ascomycota; Sordariomycetes; Hypocreales; Bionectriaceae. The record is from the annotation of a GenBank genome assembly.
AUGGGCAGGACAUUGCAACUAAUCGCAAACUUACAGCUUUCGCUUGCCCACUACUGUGAUAUCCAUGGCCCAACUCCGUUAAUGGUGACCGAGGGCUUGCCCACCUCAUGCAACGUCUGCUAUGACGACUUCACAGUCAAUGUCGAUUCCUCACAACGGCCCACGGCUUCUCAAAACUCAAGGGCAAUCACCAAGGCACUGCAUGAUCUCGCUAUCCGCGAUGCCCACGCCGCUGGCGCUCCUGGGGUUGAACAGGGGAAACAGGCACAGCACCGCCCUGCCUCUCACCGGACCCUGGGUCUUAAAACAGACAGCAGGGCAACCACGAUGAUAGAUACGCCUCCAGGAAGCCCACACCAACCCCAGCAACAGUCCCGCCUUGACUCGAGCUUCCGCCGGACAUACGACGAUACAGUAACGAAAAAGCAAGGACCUUGCGAUAACUGCGCAAUGACCUUGCCCCGCCGAUCUGCGAGUGAUCCUGGAAACGUGGAUGCCUCGAUAAAUACGAAAGGACCAACGCUCAGAACGCGAGCUCCUGCUGAACGGGUCUUUGGCGCGGGCGGCCAGCAAUCACCUCCCAACUCUCAAUCGUCUAGCGAUACAGAUGGGGAGCGAGAGGCGUCACGACGGCCUAGGCAUAGAAAGGCGGUUCCAUCAAACUCGAGAACUACCUCGUGCUCGAGCAAUUCGAUGGCGUCAGAGGCAGCACCGUUCCAUGUUCACUAUGUCAAUUAUACUUCUACACAUGAACCGGUUCUCCCCAACUCCUUCUCACUUCUACGCUCCUCGUGCCUACGAACCCUGUCGUUCGAGACAUUGCCCAGACCGCCCACGACUGCUGCGCCAGCCACGUCAGUUCAACCCGACGCAUCAUCAGCUUUUGUGACGACCCAGAGCGCCGGCUCGGCCGCAUCCGGUGGUCCAAUUUUUUUCGGAGACGUGCACACUGGAUACACAACCGCCUACAUUUUUCGAAUUCCAGACGUACAUGCUCGAGGCCACAAGCGAGUGUACGCGUUUAUUGCUCUCAGCACCCACAAGGAGCGCCUCGCCAUGAAGACGUUUGCCAUCAUCUCGGCGGCCUUUCGGGAGUUCGCAACCUGGAUUCAACAACUCGCAGAAGCCGAGGCUGAACGUACAGCUGAGACCAGCUCCGGUAGUAGUACUUUCUAUAGUUCCGGUGCCGGUGGCCUGUCUCAACCAACAGCCUCGGCUUUCGACCCCCCAGCCCCAGGAGACCGCGGUAGCAGUUUCCUUACCGGUGGUGGGGGUUUCACAAGACGAAUGGGAGGUGGAGGUAGUGCAGCUGCUCCAAAAGCACGUGGCCUCGCCGACCUGGUGGGACAGCCUGACUUCUUUAUCGAAUUACACAGGAAAUUUGUCCAACUUCUGUUCGAAGUUGGCGUCACGCUAAAUGCAUAA